Messenger RNA from Diabrotica virgifera virgifera (western corn rootworm), 303 nucleotides. RefSeq names its product cyclin-dependent kinase 2-associated protein 1 (gene CDK2AP1). NCBI's taxonomy places the organism in Eukaryota, Metazoa, Arthropoda, Insecta, Coleoptera, Chrysomelidae. The transcript has a single exon. Bases 1 to 303 code for a protein of 100 amino acids. Gene Ontology annotation, cellular component: cytoplasm; nucleus. The record is from RefSeq and is a predicted model, not a curated record.
AUGGAAACUAUUGAUAUCCAAGCUAUGGAAUCUAAACUUAGCGACGUUACUGUAACUGCUAUACCAAUGAACUCAAACUCUAAACAACCCAAUAAUCAGCAACAACAACCAGCCCUUAAACAGGAACCUGGACAGUCCAAAUAUGCUCAACUUUUGGGAGUAAUAGAAGAAAUGGGCCGAGAGGUCAGACCAACAUAUGCAGGAAGUAGAAGUUCAGCUGAGAGAUUGAAAAGGAACAUUGUAUCUGCAAGGAUAUUAGUAAGAGAAUGUCUGAUAGAAACUGAGAAAAGUGCUAGACAAUAG